Messenger RNA from Camellia sinensis, 923 nucleotides. Its product is annotated as germin-like protein 9-3. Gene Ontology annotation, molecular function: manganese ion binding. NCBI's taxonomy places the organism in Eukaryota, Viridiplantae, Streptophyta, Magnoliopsida, Ericales, Theaceae. The record is from RefSeq and is a predicted model, not a curated record.
CCAAACAUUACUUACAAAACAAUUAAUCUUUCACCUUAUCAACUAUGGCCCAAAACUUCACUAGACUCAUUCCAUUUCUUCUUCUGGCUUUUGUCUUGACCGCCUUUAAGACAAUAUCUGCAGGUGACCCUGAUAUUCUUUCAGACUUCAUUGUCCCUCAAAAUGUAAGUGAUAUUGAUGGAAAAUUCUUCACCUACACUGGAAUGAGGGGCGUUUUUGACAAAUACCCCACAAACUUCACGGUGAUAAAAGCUAGCAUGGCAGAGUUCCCUGCUCUAAAUGGUCAAAGCGUGUCCUACGCGGUGCUCUUUUACCCUGCAGGUUCCGUUAACCCUCCUCACACUCACCCUCGUGCUGCUGAGCUUCUUUUCCUCGUUGAUGGGACUCUUGAGGUGGGCUUUGUCGACACUAAAAAUGUUCUUUAUAACCAAACGCUCCAAAUUGGGGAUAUGUUUGUGUUCCCAAAAGGGCUUGUUCACUUUCAGUAUAAUCGAAACCACAAUAAGUCAGCCUUGGCGAUAUCUGCUUUUGGAAGUGCAAGUGCUGGGACAGUUUCAGUGCCAGUGUCUGUGUUUGGUACUGACAUUGAUGAUGAAAUACUUGCAAAGGCAUUCAAGACUGACAUUGAUACUGUCAAGAAGAUUAAGGCAGGGUUUCCCAAGCCAUGAAGAUGUUGAAAAGCUAUAUAACUUAGCUAUUUUAUGAUUCCUUUGUUGAUUUCUUGAGAUUGGCUUUUGGUUUUUGUGUUUGAAAACAAAUAAGUGCACUGAGAGCUUCUAUUUACACCAAUUAAAUUUCUGAUUACACCCUUUUUUUUUUUUUUUCUUCUUUUUUUUAUGGAUUAUAACACUUGUACUCUAUGAGUAUAAAAAGAAAUUAACGGGGUGUAAUUUGGAGCUCCAUAAGUGCACCUUUUUCACGUU